Molecule: messenger RNA, 2798 nt
Organism: Lepisosteus oculatus (spotted gar)
Lineage: Eukaryota; Metazoa; Chordata; Actinopteri; Semionotiformes; Lepisosteidae
Gene: hapln2
Product: hyaluronan and proteoglycan link protein 2
Biological process (GO): skeletal system development; central nervous system development; glial cell differentiation
Cellular component (GO): synapse; perineuronal net
Molecular function (GO): hyaluronic acid binding
Source: RefSeq, a predicted model, not a curated record
CCCACAGAGAGUGAGAGAGUGAGAGAGAGAGAGAGCAGUCGAACAGAGACAGAGGCCACUGCCCCAUUGCAACUGGCAGUGCCCUGAUCACUCGGACGCCAACCUGCCUGCCGGGGGGGAAUAACGGGGUGACCAAAAGCAACCCACAAGUGCUGCAGCCAAGUCUACUUCAGCAGGGAGAAGAGAGGUGGCCGUCAGAGUCCCACAAUGCACCCGGGGGUGCUGCUGACCUGGGUCGUCGCCAGUUUUGCUUGGACUUCAGCGGUGCAUCACUAUCACAGACCAGCCGCCCCCAAGAAGCUGCGCUACCUGCUGGAGCCGCCGGUGUACGCGGAGGUGAGCGCCCGGCGCGGGGCGAACGCCACCCUGCCGUGUCUGCUGCGCGCCCGGCCCGCCCACUACAAGGUCAAGUGGACCAAACUGCAGCCGCACCGCCCGGGCGUGGAGGACAUCAUCCUCAUCACCAACGGGCACGAGCAGCGCGGGUACGGCUCCCUCGGGCCCCGGGCCUUCCUGCGCCGCGCCCACACGCUCGACGCCUCCCUGCGCAUCACCCGCCUCGGCCUGGAGGACGACGGCAGGUACCGCUGCGAGCUGGUCAACGGACUGGAGGACGAGAGCGUCACCCUCACCUUGAGGAUAGAAGGACUGGUGUUUCCCUACCAGAGUCAGGAAGGCCGCUACAGGUUCGUCCUCCGGGAGGCCAGAGAGGCCUGUGAGCGACAGGAUGCCAGACUGGCCACCUACCCACAGCUCUACAGAGCCUGGACAGAGGGGCUGGACUGGUGCAACGCGGGCUGGCUGGACGACGGGACCGUCCACUAUCCCAUCAUCCACUCCCGGGAGCCCUGCGGGGGGCGGGCCCUGCUGCCGGGCAUCCGCAGUUACGGCCCCAAGGAGCCCACCCGGGACCGCUUCGACGCCUUCUGCUUCACCUCUCCCGCCCCAGGCCGGGUGUUCUACAUCGAGGGGCGUCUGACCUACGCGGAGGCCGCGGAGGCCUGCGGGGCGCGGGGGGCCGAGAUCGCCCGAGUCGGGCACCUGUACGCGGCCUGGCGCUUCGCAGGGCUGGACCGCUGCGACGGGGGCUGGCUGGAGGACGGCAGCGUCCGCUUCCCCAUCUCCGCCCCGCGGGAGCGCUGCGGGGGGCUCCCAGAGCCCGGCGUCCGCAGUUUUGGCUUCCCUAACAAAACUCUGCGGGAGUACGGGGUGUACUGCUACAGGUAGCGGCGUGGGCCUGGAGGGGAGCCGAGGGGAGGCAGCGGGUCGGGCGGAACCGCCACAGCUCAACAGGGGAAAUGGGAGAAAACUGGGCAGCAGGCAAAGGCUUUUGUCCUGUUCGUAUCGCGCAGGAGAUACUGAUGUCAAGGAAACAGAAAAAGAUCAGAACGUGUCCGUGUGUUGGCUGGAAUCAGAUAGCCUUACAGCAUGCUAAACAUUCUUGCUUUCCCUGCUGCUGUGCCCUCCAGAAGUUCAAGGCCUCUGAUUUGCGUUGCCCGUUUGUAAGGCUUCUUCCUUCCUGCUUCCUGCUUUUACCACGUGUUUUGUGCUCACUCAGCUCGCCUAAACAUGAUCCUCCUUCACCCUCUGUUCAAUCCCACGCAGAGGGUCAAAAAUCCUUAAUUGAAUGAAAAUGUAUUGUGCAAUCACUGUUCAUUGCUCUGCACCGCCUGACUGCUAAAUAAAUAGAAGCCCAUUAAAAGUGAAAAGGGAUAGUUCCUCCUCCAGCUUUGUUCUGAGCUGCUUUUGCGUGGUUUUAUUUUUCCUGUGGUUCUGUGCUGUGUUUGAGGUCGUCAAACACAAUCCAGACCUUCAAAAAGUCUCCCUUUUCUGCUCCAUGGCUCUGAUCCAGGAUUGCCAGAACAACACAAGACACAGCCUCCCAGCCCACCCCUUUAGGUCUCACAAACCAGGAGAGAGUUUGGCAUUAAAAAAAAACAGUAUCCACACUUUUUAUUGAAUAUCGCAUUACAAAAAAAUACUCCUCUGGGUCACUGCUGGGUUCUGUACACGUUCUAAAACUCAUUGUGCCAAAUUCCAAUACAAUGUUAACAAAGUCAAGCUCACAGAAAUCAAACUAGGUAUGAUGGGUGAGAAGCAAGCUGAGGCAGUAAAAAUAAGGAUUGAAGUUUUUUGCAUUUAUAAGAAAAAAGGUUUACUUAUUGCUCCGAAAAUGCUUAGGAGAGAUAGCAGUUGGGAUACUAAAAAGGACACUGCAGGUUCCUUAUACCAGAUGACACCCUGAAGCAUGCAGGACUUGAUUUUUUCUGUCUAGAAGAUCAUGUCAACACCUUAAUCUUUUCACAGCUUCUUCACUUUGAGUCUUUCCUGUCUUAUAUUUCUGGCACAAUCUUCUGCUACCAGCAUGAAGUACAAGUAAGGGUUACUGGUGCAACGGGCCCUCCUGCAUCAGAGAGGAGUCAGAGAGCUUGAGAGGCUUAAUGCAGAGAGAAAACGAUUUCUGCCAUGUUCCCGAGAGAUGUCCAUUAUCAUUUUGAUAGCUGAGCCAAUGCAAGUUAUGAAAAGUGAAAAAAGCAUGCAACAACAGAUUUUCUCAUAUGCUUAAUAUGCUGAGAUCGAAGCUGUGUAACUAAUGACAGAGUUUUGCAGUAGGGACAGCUGCUGAAUUCGUAUUCUCUUGCAGCUCCUUGUACUCCAUACUAGACACACUGCGCAGUUUUUGCAGCCAGUCGUGCUACAUACUGCACAUUGCACAGUGUUCGCAGCCAGCUGCAGGACAUUUAGCCUCCUGCUAGCACUCUGCACUGGCACGCUAUGUAAAAAAAGUCAAAACAGGA